AUGGUGUUGGAGUUGUUGAAAAAUAAUUAUGAAAGAAACGACGCGCACUAUUAUAAUGAAAAAGUUGAAAAUAAUACUAGCAAGAAGAAGAAAAAGAAAAAGAAGAAACCUAUAUUAGUAGAGGAAAGUGAAAAGGAUUAUAGAGAUUUAGAUAGUGAAAAUAAUGAAGAAACGCAUAAUGCUUAUGAACGAAUAAAAACUAAGCCAAAUAAUAUAUAUGAAGAAAAGCAUAAUUUUUCGUUUCAAAAUUUAGAUAAAAAAGGUAUUCGAGAAAAAAUCAAUAUGAGAGAAUCAUAUAGGAAUUCAAAAGAUAUUAUUCAAUAUGGAACAAAUGAAAACGAUAUAUUUACAGAGGACAUGUUUGAAAAUGAUAAUUUUGAUGAUGAUAGUUUUGUUGAAGAUGAUACUAUGGAUUAUAAGACAUACAAUUCGUAUACAAAACCAGAGUUUAAUUUAUUUGGUCGAUAUUCAAGCGAAAAUAUAAAAAAAAAUAUUAUGAAUAAUAAAAAAUAUAAAAACAACAGUGAAUAUUCAAAACAAGCGAAUGAGCACGAUGCAAACAUAAUCCAAUUUUUGAAUAAUAAUAAAAAAAGCAUGGAUUAUGGUAAAACAAAAGAUAUUAAUUUCAAAAAAAAUGAUUCACACAAUUAUUCUGAUAGCAAUAAAUACAAAAAUGAAUUUUUUAAAAAUUAUAAUUAUGAUAAUAAAUAUACAAAUAAUUAUGCACGUGACAAGAAUCGAGAUAGCAACAGUAACUAUUAUGCAGACGGAAAUGAAACAAAAGAUAAUCAGGAGGAAGAUGAUGAUACAGAUGAUACUUAUGAUGAUAAUGAAGAAGAUGAUGAUAGCAGAGGUGACAAUGAUGAUUAUUGCCAAUCUAGUCGCUGUGAAGUGGAAUCUGACACCAACCAAAUAAGGUCAAAUGAAAAAAGGUACAACGAAAGUAUUAAACAUAUCAAUGAGAGUAAUUUAAAACUAAAUAAGGAGUCGUUACUAAAAAGGGAAACUUAUACUAAAAAAGAUAAUAUAUUUUAUAUUAAAAAGGAUAUUAUACCAUACAAAAAAGAACAUAACAGUAACACAUUUUCCUUAUAUAAUAAUUCGAAAAAUAGUAAUGAACAUAAUAAUUAUGAAACCAAAUUUAUGAAUUAUAAACAAGAUGCUGAAAAGGAAGAUGAAAAAUGCUUAAAGAAUAUAAAAAAGGAGAGGAAUGAUGAAUUUUUAAAAAAAUAUAUGUAUGAAAAUGCUUUAAAGAAAACAUAUUCGAGCAAAGAUUUACAGUUCAAUAGAUUAAAUGGCGAAAAAAAUAUAUUACAUCAUGAUAUUAAUGUUGAUAAUAAAGUUUUCAGAUUAGAUAAAUACGAACGCAACAACAUACAAGGUAUAAGCAAUAAAACGAAUAAGUACAACAUGCUUGGAAAUGAUACUAGUGAAUGUAACAAAAUAAGAUGUAAAGAUGAAAUAAAAAACUAUAGCGAAUAUGCAAAUAAAUACUUGACAGGAAAUAUAUAUGAAGAAGACGAUAGCUACAUAUUGAAAAGGAAAGAACUAGGACAUAAUGAGCUAAAAGUUAUUGACAAUGCCAUUUUAAAUAUUAAUCCUGACGAUAAGAAAAAAACACAUAUUAAAAGUUUCUUAGAUAAAAUAAAGUAUCGAAAGAAUAAUGAAUUAUUUUUAAAAAAUGAGCAUGAGAAAUAUGCAGAAAUACAAGAAACAAAUAAAAAAGACAAGAUCAAAAUGAAAUUUGCAGAUAUUUUACAUACAAAAAAUUUGAGUAAUUUUUUUCAUCGAGGAAAAGAUAGUAUUGCAAAAUCUUUAUCACCUAAUAAUAAUAAAAGGAAUACUAGUUUCAAUAACGAAGCUUUUAACUUAAAAAUCUUAGAAAAAAAGGAUAAGAACUUGGAUUAUAAACAAUAUGAUAUAAAGUGUUUCCCAUAUGACCAUGAAAAUACUUCUUUUCAUCCGUCAGUAAGAGAAGAAACGAAGUAUUAUGAAAAUAAAGAAUCCCGAAAAAGAUUAGACUAUAAUUAUGAUGAAGACAAUUAUAUAGAGAAUAAUAUUCGAAGAUAUCCUGAAAAUAAUAUCGAUUAUAAUUCAAUUAAUAUUGAAAGAACAAUUAACCUAAGAGAAGAUAUGAAAUAUAAUGAAUUGCUAAAUAAACCAGAUAAGAUAGAUUCUGAACAUUUUUCAAAUAAUUUCCACGAUAAUAAACAAAAAGGCAUAAAAAAUGUCGAUAGUAACAAAAUUCGGGACACAAAUAAACUUUAUUCCCACGCUAAUUCAUCAAACACGUUGAGAAACAGUUAUAUAAAAAAGGAGUCUACCGGAAAAAUAUUUGAUAUAUUAGAAAGUAAUUCUAAUAAUAUGAGGAAAUUUAUAGACAAAAUGAAUUAUUAUACAAAAAAAUACGAACAAAAUUUAUAUAAAAACGAUGAAAAUAUUUAUAUAAAAGAAAGCAAGCUUCCUGAUACCAGACAAGCACUUUAUAGCAAAAAUGAUUCCCCUAUGAAAAUAAUCGAUGAAAUAAAAGACUCACAAUAUGAAAACUAUAACAGAAUAAAAUAUAAUCUAAAAAUGAAACAAAAAAAACGAGACGAAGAAGAUGAAACAGAUACAAAUAUAGACAAAAAAUUAAUCCGAAAGAUGAUUGAAAAUAAUAAAUUAAAGGACCAAAAUGAAAGUAAUGAUGAACUUAUAGUUACACCAUUUUAUAUCAAAAGCAAAAUUGAUAAAGUGUUAAAAAACUCAGAAAUUUUCGAGAGAUCAGCAAGAGCAACAUUUAAACAAUUUGACGUUAAAAAUAAAAACUUUUUGCAUUUUUCUGAGAUAGAAUCAUUGAUACAAAAGUUGUGUUAUAAUUUGGAGCUACCUCCCGUUGAUAAAAAAAUACUAUCCAUUGUUUACAAAGAUUAUGACAGUAGCAAAAAUAAUUGUAUGAAUUACAUGGAUUUCCGUCAAAUGUAUUGGGAUUUAUUAAAACAAAUAAAAAAGAAAUAUUACCCAACUAAGAAUUUUAAAAUAAAAAGAAAUUGUAUUAUAAGCAGAAAAAAACUACAGGGAUAUGAUUAUUCGUCUAUAUAUAAUUAUUUAAGUUUUAAGAAAAUUCUUGGAUGUGGCGCUUUUGGUGAAGUGCAUUUAGUUGAAGACAACAUUUGUAAGCUUUACAAAGUUGUUAAAAUAUUAAAAAAAAAAAAGAUGAAAAAUAUUAAAGUAAAUGAAGAAAUCAACGUAUUAAUAUAUUUAGAUCAUCCCAAUAUAAUUAAAAUUUUUGAUGUGUAUGAGACUGUCAAUUGCACAUAUAUUGUUAUGGAAUUAUGUGAAGGGGGAGAAUUGAUGAACAAAAUUAAAAAACCCGAAAAUUUUAGUGAAAAUUAUAUAAAAAAUAUAAUGUUUCAAAUUCUAUGUGCAAUAGCAUAUAUGCAUAGUAAUAAUAUAGCUCAUAAAGAUUUAAAACCAGAAAAUAUUUUAUUUAAAACAGACGGUUAUGAUACUUUAAAAAUAAUCGAUUUUGGUUUAGCAGAAUUGAUUAAUAAAUCUGAAGGUAUAAGUAAAACCGCUGCAGGAACAGUUUUAUAUAUGGCUCCAGAAGUAUUUAAAAAAAAAUUUACAAUUAAAUGCGAUAUAUGGUCUGCGGGAGUAAUUAUGUAUUUUUUAUUUACAAAAAAUUUGCCUUUUACCGGAAGUACAUAUGACGAAGUAAAACAAAGUAUAUUUAACAAUGAACCCGAUUACCAAUCUUUAAAGCUUAAAAUGUCAAAACCAGCAUUACAUUUGUUGAAACUCAUGCUCGAGAAGGAUUAUAACAAAAGGCCAAUGGCUGCAGUGCUAUUACACCAUCCAUGGUUUCAAGGUUAUUUUGAUCCUAUUGAUAUUUUACCAAGCACCCUCAAUAAUAUAAAAUCGUAUAUGAAGCACUCGAAUAUAAGAAAUGCCAUAGUUAAUAUAAUGGCUCAUGAAUUAUGUGUAAUAAAUAAUAAUGUAAAAUAUAUAAAUGACAUUUUUUUAAAAAUAGAUAUGAAUCAUAAUGGCUCACUAAGCCAUAGAGAAAUAUAUAAUGUUUUGUCAAAUGCUGGAAUAAAAAAAUGGGAUAUUAACAGAAUUAUUCAAGCCUUGGAUGUAAAUGACAAGGGAUGUAUAACAUACACAGAAUUUAUUGCCGGGUGCUAUCGAUGGAAAAACAUAGAAUCCACAUUUCUAAAGGCAGCAUUCAAUAAGAUAGACAAGGACGAAGAUGGGUAUAUUAGUAAAAGUGAUCUUGUCACAUUAGUUCAUGACAAUGAUGCUAAUAAUAAUGAUAUAGAUAAUUUUUUCAUUUCUGUGCAUAGUAUUAAAAAAAGCAUAACUAAGGACAAGAAGAUAAAUAAAAUAAGUUUUGAAGAUUUUAAGGAUUACAUGCUGAGCACAUUUUGA
This is a messenger RNA of Plasmodium vinckei vinckei, 4410 nucleotides long. Its product is annotated as calcium-dependent protein kinase 6, putative. Gene Ontology annotation, molecular function: calcium/calmodulin-dependent protein kinase activity; ATP binding; calcium-dependent protein serine/threonine kinase activity. The transcript is spliced from 6 exons. Gene Ontology annotation, cellular component: nucleus; cytoplasm. Lineage: Eukaryota; Apicomplexa; Aconoidasida; Haemosporida; Plasmodiidae. Gene Ontology annotation, biological process: intracellular signal transduction; protein autophosphorylation; peptidyl-serine phosphorylation. Bases 1 to 4410 code for a protein of 1469 amino acids. The record is from RefSeq and is a predicted model, not a curated record.